Messenger RNA from Monoraphidium neglectum, 540 nucleotides. RefSeq lists its product as hypothetical. The transcript has 2 exons. The record is from RefSeq and is a predicted model, not a curated record. The coding region runs from base 1 to 540 and encodes 179 amino acids. Lineage: Eukaryota; Viridiplantae; Chlorophyta; Chlorophyceae; Sphaeropleales; Selenastraceae.
AUGGGAGAAGUGAAUGCGCUUGCUAGGAUCUACCUGUCAACAGUGGGCUUCAUCGAGUCAUCCGACGUGGAGGAUGACGCCCUCGCCUUGGACGACCCCCUCGACUUCUGGGCCUGGGUGCCCACGCUGCGCGCGCUGACCGCCGUCACCCAGCUGUCGUUCAACUCGUUCGUAUCCGACAACCGCUACACGCUGCCGUGCCUGUAUGCGUGCUGCCUCGGGCUGCGGGGCCGGGUGCAGCACCUGCACCUCUACAACCUGAGCCGCGAGGACGACGCUUGCGACAUCCUGCCGCUCGUCGCGCGCCGCUGGGGCCCCUGCCUGCGCCGCCUGACGCUGCACUGCUGCGAGGGCGUCACGCCGCGCGCGCUGCGGGCGCUGGCGGGCGCUGCAGGGCCGGGGCUGGCGGAGGUGCACCUGAGGUGCUGCCCCGGCCUGAGCGAGGAGACUGCGCGCGCGGCAGUGGCGGCGGGGGUGCAGGAGGGGGCGACCGUGCCCGAGGUGACUCAUCUUGUCGCGGAUUGGUGGAGCGAUGACUGA